GGAAGUGCGGGCGUUCAACAAAAGCAGACGAUAUAUGAGAUAUGGCGCAUGAUGCAAGUUGCAGAUGUUCAUACAUGUAAUGGAAUGAUGCAUAGAAUAAGAUAUUAGUAACAAGAUAAAUAUAUUUGAAUUAAAGACAUGGCAAAAUUAUCUGCUGAAAACAAAACAGAGAGAAAAAAUGGAAUUUAAACGUGCUUUUAUAAUGCCUUCAUUAAUCAUCAUAUAUGGUUAGAUUCCAAAAUGUAAAAAAAAAAAAAAGAUUUGUGAAUAUAUGGACGCUCAGAUAUAGUAAAACAACAUGUCAAACAUUACUGUAACAGACGAGAUUUUGAACGAGUUAAAUGAUGAAAAAGCACGAACGCUUAUACCCGCCAUGGUCUUCUGUGCAUUGCUGAUGGCCAUUGGAACGCUGGGUAACAUCCUCGUUGUCUUUUUUUACGGGUUCAAAUCCAAAACCACGUCUGCAACAUGUUUCAUCCUAGCUCUAGCCAUUUUCGAUCUGGUGGCUUGUCUUUUUGGAAUACCGAUAGAGAUUACCGACAUGCGACUUUUUUACCUGUUUAAAAGUGUAACUGCGUGUCGUCUGCUUGUUUUCGUCAACCACUUUGCUGUCAUCGCAUCCGCAUUUACAUUAUGCUUCAUAGCAAUCGAUCGUUACAGAAGAAUUUGCAAACCAUUCGAUAAACAGAUGUCGGUAAAACGCGCGAGAAUCAUAUGUGGGAUUUGCGCGGGACUUGGAGUUAUUCUAGGUUGGCCGUCUGUCGCCCUUUACACUGUGGAGAAAGUAGACAUUGCUACGAUCUAUAAUAAUGAACCGGUAGUGAUCACUGGGUACGACUGUACUUCCGUUAAAGCGGAAGUCUAUUCACCCUAUCUUUGGACAUACAGUGUAAUACAGUUUGUUGGCUUUCUUGGAAUCACCACAGCUUUAAUCGUCUGCUACUUUCUCGUGGGACGUCAAUUAUUCAAACACAAGAAGUUUCGCUUCUAUGUAGCCCAGAAUGGCUUACGGCGAACUGCAAGUGGCACUGUAACGACUAUGACGACAUCUAACACUGAAUAUUCAUCCGACAACGCCGUGACCUCUAUACCUAUCGCCGCGAUACCGGAAGAAGACGAGGAGGAGCUGGAGGAAGUGGAAUACGAAGGUCCAGAUGAUGACCCACCAAUGAUGCAAGAAUCAAUACCGGAUCUACGCGAACUUUUAGAGUUAGAUGCCAAAGGUUUAACGGAUGUUGAUGAAGACAGACCACCUUCAGCUAUACGAGACAUUCUCGGCGGAAGUGCUCCUAACUCUAGUCGACUAAGCAGGCCUAGUUCGAUUCUAACUGACGUAAGUUUGAGAUCUAAAGGUAGUAUUAUGACAGUGAGGAGUGUUAUUAUUUGUGACGAAAGUGAAAACCAGAUUUUUGAUAUUGAACCUCGUGACAAAAACGCUAUUCCUCAUUGGCGGCCGAGAAGUGCUUUAAGUGACUCCACGUGGUCUAACAGCAUCACGCGGCCCGGAAGUGCUUGUAGUAUUAAUACUAUUUCCCGGCCUCCUAGUAUCACAUCUAUUCAUAGUUUAACUGAGGUCGAGAGCAAUAAUAACUCUCAAACAAAAACACAUUCGCUCGGCGGUUCAGAUCCUGUACGGGCACCAAAAGAACUCAAAAGAACGCGAAGUGAAGGUUUUGUGGAGUCACGUCCGGUAAGACGAACGGGCAGCAAUAGAAGUAUUGGAAAAACAGGAGGUAUAAGAAGAACACUUAGUGAAGGGAGUGGUUUAAAAAGAACCGGAAGUAAUACAAGUACGUCAUCACGUUUACGACGCACCGGAAGUACUGAAAGUUCAAAAAUGAACACUGACACGGAUACGUUAAAAGACAUGCGCAUGAAAAUGCUAGAUAUAAAUACAAUAAAAUACACUUUUAUAAUGAUUGUAAUUGCAGUUGUGUUCGUCUGCAGUUGUGUACCAUAUUUGGGAUUGGCGGUUUGGCGCGUUUACGCACACGAGAAUUUAGUGUACGAAUUCAAUGACGUUCAACAGGUAUUGUUUCAAAUUGGAAUAAGAUCGUAUUUUCUAAACUGUGCUAUAAACCCAUUUAUUUACGGAUUUUUCAAUUCUCAAUUUCGUGCUUAUUUCUACAAAGCAUGCUGUUCGUGUUGUGACGCCAGGGACCAAGUUUCGGAUGCAGAUUGAAACUAAAAUUAUUAUUGUAAAUAUAUAAUUUAUACCAUAUUUUUUUCUCUUAGACUGGCCAGUCAUGAAGUACAAUAAUUAUACACUAUAUAUACAUGUAUACUUUCUUCCCAGCCAGCAUUUUUAUUGGGCGGAUCAGUUUUGAAACUUUGAAUCCAUUUUUUAUACAUAUUAUACUACUAGAUUAAGCAAUCACACAGUUAUGUGAUCAUGCUUGUCGGGUGGCAUUUUAUCAUUGACCAGUAAGAAUAACCAAACUGGUCUGUUAUAUAUACAAUCGGACUAAAAUAAAUGUAAUGGGUAAAU
Molecule: messenger RNA, 2488 nt
Organism: Ruditapes philippinarum (Manila clam)
Lineage: Eukaryota; Metazoa; Mollusca; Bivalvia; Venerida; Veneridae
Exons: 1
Coding region: 299-2182 (627 amino acids)
Biological process (GO): neuropeptide signaling pathway
Cellular component (GO): membrane
Molecular function (GO): G protein-coupled peptide receptor activity
Source: RefSeq, a predicted model, not a curated record